AUGCCCUGCCAACCAGCCAUAACAACCGUCUCCCUCGGCAAAAGCCAAACCUACACCAUCCAAGAAAAGCUCCACGCCUGCGCCAAACACAACAUCCACGCCAUCGAGCUCUUCUACGAUGACCUCGAAGCCCUCGCCCGCUCCUCCUCCUCCCCCUCAACCACUCUCUGCGCCGACCCCCACUCCCAACCCCCCAAAGAAGCCCUCCUAAACGCAGCAACCCAAAUUCACACCCUAGCAACAACCUUAGAUAUCAAAAUCCUCAGUCUCCAGCCCCUCCGCUUCGCAGAAGGCCUCACCAACCGCACCGAACAAGCCCACAUCCUCACCGACGUCCUCCCCCUCUGGGUCUCCCUCGCGCAAGCCCUCCACACAGACACCAUCCUCAUCGCAUCGAACUUCCUCCCGCCGGACCCGCACACCGGCAAGCCACGCAUAACAGGCGAUAUCACCACCAUCACGGGCGAUCUGCGCGCGCUGGCACAAGCAGCAGCGCCUACCAAGCUCGCAUACGAAGCCCUCGCUUGGUCUCCGCAUAUACACACCUGGGAGGCUGCUUACGAUGUUGUUCAGCGUGUGAACGAGCCGAAUCUCGGCCUAGCUGUUGAUGCUUUUAAUAUCGCUGCCGUGAUUUAUCCUUCCCCUGAUAUUCCGUCAAGCCCGUCAUCUAUCGCGGCGGCGAAUUCCGCCCUGAAGCAAUCCCUCGCCCGCCUCGUUGCGGACGUAGACCCUGCCAGACUGUUCGUCGUGCAGAUGGCGGACGCGGAGAGGCUGCUGGCUCCGCUGGAUGAACAGCAUCCGUUUUAUGAGGCUGCGCAGCCGGCGAGGAUGAGCUGGUCGCGCAAUGCGCGGCUGUUUCUGGGUGAGGCGCAUCGUGGGGGGUUUUUGCCUGUUGUGGAGGUUGUGAAGGCUGUGGUGUUGGGACUGGGGUGGGAGGGAUGGUUGUCUUUUGAGGUGUUUUCGAGGUUUUUGCUGGGGCCCGGGGAUGUUCCUGGUGAGAAUGCUGAACGGGCGGCGAGAUCUUGGGAGUGGGUUGUGGGGGAGGUCUGGGGGGAGAAGACUGGUGCUGCUUGGUGUUGA
Aspergillus candidus is the source of this 1080-nucleotide messenger RNA. RefSeq names its product putative 4-hydroxyphenylpyruvate dioxygenase. The record is from RefSeq and is a predicted model, not a curated record. NCBI's taxonomy places the organism in Eukaryota, Fungi, Ascomycota, Eurotiomycetes, Eurotiales, Aspergillaceae. Bases 1 to 1080 code for a protein of 359 amino acids. The transcript has a single exon.